Osmerus eperlanus (European smelt) is the source of this 675-nucleotide messenger RNA. Its product is annotated as macrophage migration inhibitory factor-like. The record is from RefSeq and is a predicted model, not a curated record. Bases 96 to 464 code for a protein of 122 amino acids. NCBI's taxonomy places the organism in Eukaryota, Metazoa, Chordata, Actinopteri, Osmeriformes, Osmeridae. The transcript has 3 exons. Gene Ontology annotation, molecular function: phenylpyruvate tautomerase activity; cytokine activity.
CCUUGCCUACAUGCCAACAUUUAAAUAGGGUGCUUCAAACAUAACUGCUAAAUGUUCAUCUUACCUGGCUGUGUUUCAGUAUCUUAACAGCAAUAAUGCCUGUUUUCGUUGUGCACACCAAUGUGGCCAAAGAAGAUGUCCCGCAAGAACUUUAUUCUGAGGCGACCGUGGAACUGGCCAAAGCAAUGUGUUUACCAGAAAAGUACUUUUGCAUCAACAUCAUUGGAAGCCAGACCAUGACUUUUGGGGGAACGUCAGAGCCCUGUGCCCACUGUGACAUCCGUACUAUUGGGAGAAUUAAUGAGGAACAGAACAUUAAGUACUCAAAACUGUUGUGUGGAUUGCUAAAGAAACACCUUGGUAUUCCAUCUAACAGGAUGUAUGUCGACUUCUUCGACUUCAAUCCCCAGAAUGUGGCCCAUGACAACUCAGUCUUCAGCGUGAUAUUGUCUGGAAAACCCUAACUUUUAUGUGAAUAACACCAAAAUGAUUUGCUAUCUCAGUUCCAGAUAUCGAAUUAAGUUCAUUAAUAAAAUAAUGAAUGUGAAGUUUAAUGUUUCAAUAUAAGUGAACUACUAAUCAUUGUCUGUGCUCAUCACUUAACCCAAGAGCCCAAUUUAAUUACCGUUUUUGCCGACUGCUUACACACUGAAAGUGAAUGCUCAGACAAAAGCA